AUGCGUAUAGCCGCCAUCAGGAACCUCCUUCUCACUGCGAGCGUCGCGUCAGCAGCUAUGACCAGUGAUAACUUGAAGUCAUGUCUUAAAUCUGCUUUGAAAGAGGGGGACAGCGUCGCUUUCUCAGGCGAUAUCUUCUACCAGCUUGUAGACGCGAAGCGCUAUAACCUCAACAUUCACGUCACUCCAGCUGCCAUCACGUUUCCGAGUUCGUCGCAGGAGGUCGCUGCGGUCGUCAAAUGUGCCGCAGAUAAUGGUUAUCCCGUCCAGGCGAAGAGUGGAGGGCAUAGCUAUGGCAAUUAUGGUCUGGGUGGAGUCGAUGGAGCUGUUGUAGUUGAUCUCAAGAACCUCCAGCAGUUCUCCAUGGAUACCACAACCUGGGUUGCAACAAUUGGGUCUGGAACCUUGCUGGGAGACGUGACACAGCGUCUUCACAAUGCUGGAGGACGAGCCAUGUCGCACGGAACUUGUCCGCAGGUUGGCUCUGGUGGGCAUUUCACCAUUGGUGGCCUUGGACCUACGUCGCGACAGUUUGGUGCCGCGCUGGAUCACAUUGUCGAAGCCGAAGUUGUGCUGGCUGACGGGAGUAUCGUGACAGCUUCGGAUACCCAAAACCAGGAUGUUUUCUUCGCUAUCAAGGGCGCUGCGUCUGGUUUUGGAAUUGUCACUGAGUUCAAGGUUCGGACAGAGCCUGCGCCCGACACGGCUGUCAAGUUUGAGUAUACCCUCAAGGUCGGAAGCACUGAAGAGCGAGCCACUCUUUUCAAACAAUGGCAAGCAUACGUCUCCAACCCCGACUUGACACGAAAGUUAGCUUCCACACUCACUCUACUCGACGACAGUAUGGUCAUCACGGGCACUUUCUUCGGUACGGAGGAAGAAUACAACGCUCUGAACAUAGGAAGUCAAUGGCCCGGUGUGAACGGAAAAGCUAUCGUCUUCCAAGACUGGCUUGGUCUUGUCGGUAAUUGGGCCGAAGACGUUGCUUUGAAACUUGUAGGAGGCAUCCCCUCGCACUUUUACGCCAAGUCCACGGCUUGGACGCCUAGCGAUCUGAUGGACUCCGACACGAUCGACAAGAUGUUUGCGUAUAUCGACAGCGCAGACAAGGGGUCAUUGGCUUGGUUCGUUCUGUUCGAUUUCCAAGGUGGUUACACAAACGAUAUCCCGACCGACGCGACAGCGUAUGCCCACCGCGACGUUCUGAUUUGGAUGCAAUCGUACAGCGUCAGUUUGGUGGGUGCUGUUAGGCAGGCCCAGUUCGAUUUCCUGGACGACCUCAACACGCUUGUCACCAAUGACAAAGCUCCUUAUGCUGCCUAUUCGGGAUAUGUUGAUCCCCUCUUGCCAGACGGUCCAGAGGCAUACUGGGGGUCUAACCUUCCACGACUACAGCAAAUCAAGAAGAAGAUUGAUCCUCAAAAUGUGUUCCGCAACCCGCAGACUCCGUCUCCUGCAAGCUAA
Molecule: messenger RNA, 1464 nt
Organism: Penicillium daleae
Lineage: Eukaryota; Fungi; Ascomycota; Eurotiomycetes; Eurotiales; Aspergillaceae
Product: FAD-binding oxidoreductase
Exons: 2
Coding region: 1-1464 (487 amino acids)
Molecular function (GO): oxidoreductase activity; FAD binding
Source: RefSeq, a predicted model, not a curated record